AUGGGCAAGAAGACGAACUGGACGACGGCCGAAGACCAGACGUUGUGUCGCGUGUGGCUGAGCGCUAGCGACCUGCAGCUCCACGGUGGGGACCAGAAAGCCUCCAAUUUCUGGAACGUAGUGCUCGAGCUGUUUCACCAGGAGGUGGAGUCGCCUGUCGAGCGGCCGCUCAACGGUCUCAAAGUGCGCUGGACACGGAUCAAUCGCGACUCGCAAAAGUUCGCGUCGAUCUUUAAUGAGCUCCAGGGCAAACGGAUGAAGCAGGCAGAGGAGCGUGGGGAAGACGCGGGGGCGACUGCUGCUGUGGCACUGUUGGCAGAGCAGCCGUGGAUCGACGAUGCCAAGGUCGUGUUCCAUCGGAUCUACAAUACCAAGUUCUCAUUCGAAACGUGCUGGAAACAACUGCGCUAUUCGGCCAAGUGGAUGCAGCUCUUUGCUAAUUCAAGCAGCUAUCCAGUGCUGACAGUCAACACUGCACCAGCUACACCGACGGCAGUGGCGGAGGAGCCAAUUGUCGCAGAGACGGCAGAGGUGCCGUCUGAUGCCAGCAACGAAGUCGAUGCCACGAAAGCCGAUCAACCCGCCACAAUGUGCACGGCGGCUGUGGCGUCUACCGCACCGAGUGUGACGACCUCGACACCUGCAGUAAGCGAGGCACCGACCUCUCCGACGACGGCUUCUGUUGCUGCAUCGGCGGCUUCAGCUUCACACGCUUCGGAUACGAAUGCGUUCAUCGUCCCGAAUCACAAGCGGCGAGCGGACAUGUCACUGGAGUCAUUUGCCCAGAUCCCGCACCACAACCAGUUACAGCGACUCACGAGCACGUUGGUGGACGAGCUCAAGCGACAGAAUGAUCUCAUGGAAGACCAGAAUGCCAUUGCGCUGCUAAAGAUUAACAGCGAGACGAUAACGGACGGAGAUACUCGACAGUGCUACCACAUGUUACGAGCGCGCUACUUGAAGAAAGCUUGCGAUAGUAGCCGAACAAGCACGUUGGUCUAG
Hyaloperonospora brassicae is the source of this 1002-nucleotide messenger RNA. Lineage: Eukaryota; Oomycota; Peronosporomycetes; Peronosporales; Peronosporaceae. The record is from the annotation of a GenBank genome assembly.